Messenger RNA from Heterostelium album PN500, 399 nucleotides. RefSeq lists its product as uncharacterized. Bases 1 to 399 code for a protein of 132 amino acids. Lineage: Eukaryota; Evosea; Eumycetozoa; Acytosteliales; Acytosteliaceae. The transcript has a single exon. The record is from RefSeq and is a predicted model, not a curated record.
AUGGCGAUUCAGGCAAUCGAAUCGAUGAAAUGGCAAAAGAAAUCGGAAGAAUCGUGGAAACAGCUGGAAUCACAUCGCAAGCGAGUGGAAGACGACCAACACUAUCACAAUCAAUGUAAUACCGACAAAGCAGAUAUGUCGAGGAUCCACAAUGAACUGUCUAAACUCCAAGAGGAACACCAAAGAGUUAAGCGAGAUUUCGACCAAUAUAUCUAUGAAAAUGAAGUUAUCAACUCGAAAUACGAAGAGUUGAAAUCUAGAUUCGAUCACCAAAAUAAUAAUAAUAAUUUAGAGGAACCACCAAUUGGUGGGGGUGGUGGUGGUGGUAAGAAAUCUAAUAUACCCAAUGUUAACAAAGAACCACCAGUUGGAUUGGAUACUGCAAAAGAACAUAAUUAA